Daldinia caldariorum is the source of this 1392-nucleotide messenger RNA. RefSeq lists its product as uncharacterized. The transcript has a single exon. Bases 314 to 1153 code for a protein of 279 amino acids. Gene Ontology annotation, biological process: peptidyl-proline hydroxylation to 4-hydroxy-L-proline. Gene Ontology annotation, cellular component: endoplasmic reticulum. Lineage: Eukaryota; Fungi; Ascomycota; Sordariomycetes; Xylariales; Hypoxylaceae. Gene Ontology annotation, molecular function: iron ion binding; procollagen-proline 4-dioxygenase activity; L-ascorbic acid binding. The record is from RefSeq and is a predicted model, not a curated record.
GUUGGAGUACGUACGCCUACUCAGCCUCAAGUUAAGGGAUCGACAUUCCAUUAGGUACUUCCUACAUAUCGUGACUCAUUCUAUGUCUACUCAUCCUCUCAUCCCACACCCAUGAACCUGCUCUGAUUUAGAGACAUAUAAACAAACCAUUCCGUCCUACUCGAGAGAACCAAAAUCAUGUCUCCAACUUACACUUUCAACGUCUCGUCUCAAUACAUGCCUCGAAUUAAAGUAUCUUGUUGCUAUCAAUCAUUCACGUGAACUCACUCACCAACACCGUAGAUAAUUAUGAAAUUCUAUCACACCAUUCACCAUGGCGUCUCAGAUAUUUAAUGGCGGGGAGCCUCUCCUUAGGCCCCAAGGCCCCGACGGUCCUCCGGUGAUAGCGAGGCGCAUUGAUUUCUCUCAGUCACCACUUGCAGACCACUAUAGUUCUUACUUUGCUAUGGUCAUUGACAAUCUUCUCACGCCAGACGAAUGUGCCGCCUUGCUCGCAUCAGCAGGUUCCGACUGGGAGACCUUAAACAUAGGCGAUUCCUGGCGCGAGUGUAAGCGAAUUCGGCCCGUCUCUCCAGCAUGGGCAAAUGCUCUGUCCAAGAGGCUUGCUUCGUACCUACCGGAGGAAGUGAAGUCGCUCAGGAAGGGCGAUGUGUUAUCUGAAAGCAUAGCGGGACAAAACUUAAAGGCCAACCAGGGUGCCAAGAAGACAGUGUGGAAACUGAAGGGAGCCAACGAGAGACUUACCUUUCUCCAUUACCAGCCUGGCGAUCACUUCCAGCCGCAUUGCGAUUCCUUAUAUUCGCCUAAGACUGGGGGAAAGAGCUUCUUGACCUGUCAGAUUUACCUGAGCGAUAUGCCUGAAGAGGAUCAAGCUGGCGACGCUUCUGGAGGUGAAACACGAUUUUGGCCGAGCCGUGAAGGCAAGAGAAAGAAAAACAGGUCCAAAGAUCAGGAUGGCGAAACAGAACAGGAAGAAAAGGAAGACUGUUUUCUUGACGUCAAGCCCAAGAUGGGAAGGGCGUUGGUCUUCCAACAGCGGAUGUUAUGGCAUUCUGGACAAGAGGUUAAGCGCGGCGAGAAGUUCACCGUUCGGUUGGACUUAAUGUACGAGCACCACUUCGAAAAACCGACCGAUGUGUCCUCCGGGGUUUAACUCCGUCUCCAAACUCCCAGCCUUUCACUAGUUUAAAGAAAAAUAGCUCCCUACGCCAAAUUGGACUCCUGACAUUGACGUAGACAUAAAUCUGUUUUGAACACUGUAAAAUCGAGAUUGGUUUCAAUGAACACAUAGAAAGGGGCGAUUUGAUAACCCUUUAUAAACUUAAUGUAGGUAUCUAGAGGUAGGUAACCGAAUCAAUUAUAUCAGCAAUCAUAGCUGAUACUUUAAUCGCC